Molecule: messenger RNA, 1739 nt
Organism: Dothidotthia symphoricarpi CBS 119687
Lineage: Eukaryota; Fungi; Ascomycota; Dothideomycetes; Pleosporales; Dothidotthiaceae
Product: T-complex protein 1 subunit delta
Exons: 5
Coding region: 66-1661 (531 amino acids)
Biological process (GO): protein folding
Cellular component (GO): chaperonin-containing T-complex
Molecular function (GO): ATP binding; ATP-dependent protein folding chaperone; ATP hydrolysis activity
Source: RefSeq, a predicted model, not a curated record
CCAAACUCCCCGCUCCACCACGACGAUACCCCUCCUUUUGCCUUUCCUUCUCGCACCCACACACAAUGGCAGCCCAGGUCUCAGCAGGCGGCGGCGGAAACGCGGCCUUCAAGGACAAGGAGAAGCCCAAGGCGGUGCGCAGUGCCAACAUUAUCGCGGCGAGAGCCGUGGCAGAUGCCAUCCGAACGUCGCUGGGGCCAAAGGGCAUGGACAAGAUGAUCCAGACGGGCCGCGGCGAGACCAUCAUCACAAACGACGGCGCCACCAUGCUGAACCAGAUGAGCGUCCUGCACCCCUCGGCCAAGAUGCUCGUCGACCUCGCCCACGCCCAGGACAUCGAGGCCGGCGACGGCACAACGUCGGUCGUGGUCAUUGCCGGGAGCCUGCUGGGCGCCGCUGAGCGCCUGCUGGGCAAGGGCAUCCACCCCACCGUCAUCUCCGAGGCCUUCCAGCGCGCCGCCCAGGAGGCCAUCCAGAUCCUGACCGACAUGUCCAUCCCCAUCGCCCUCUCCGACCGCCCGACCCUGCUCAAGACGGCCGUCACCGCCCUCUCCUCCAAGAUCGUCGCCUCGGAGCCCAAGCUGCCCAUCAUGGCCGUCGACUCGGUCCUGAAGGUCAUCGACUCCAAGACGGCCGACAACGUCGACCUGAAGAACAUCCGCAUGAUCAAGAAGGCCGGCGGCACCAUCGAGGACAGCGAGAUGAUCGACGGCCUGGUCCUCACCCAGCCCGUAGUCAAGAGCGCCGGCGGGCCCACAAUAAAGGAAAAGGCGCGGAUAGGCCUGAUCCAGUUCCAGCUGAGCCCGCCCAAGCCCGACAUGGAGAACCAGAUCGUCGUCAACGACUACAGGCAGAUGGACAAGAUCCUCAAGGAAGAACGCACAUAUCUGCUCAACAUGGUCAAGAAGAUCCAAAAGGCAAAGUGCAACGUGCUGCUCAUUCAAAAGUCGAUUCUGCGCGACGCCGUAAACGACCUCAGUCUGCAUUUCCUGUCCAAACUCAAGAUCAUGGUCAUCAAGGAGAUUGAUCGCGAGGAGAUUGAGUUCAUCUGCAAGAGCACCGGCUGCAAGCCAAUCGCAGACGUCGACUCCUUCACCGAAGACAAACUCGGCUCCGCCGACCUCGUCGAAGAAGUCCAAGCCUCAGGCGCCCGCUACGUCAAAGUCUCUGGCGUAAAAUCCGUCGUAAACACAGUCUCCAUCGUCUGCCGCGGAGCAAACACCCUCAUCCUCGACGAAACAGAGCGCUCCCUCCACGACGCCCACUGCGCAAUCCGCUCCCUCGUCAAGAAGAAAGCCCUCCUCGCAGGCGGCGGCGCCCCCGAAAUCGAAAUCGCACACCAACUCUCCCGCCGCGCCCGCGAACUCGACGGCACGGAAGCUAUCUGCUGGAAAGCGUUCGCUGACGCGAUGGAAGUCAUUCCCACCACGCUGGCGGAGAACGCAGGGCUCAAUAGUAUUAAGGUCGUUACGGAAUUGAGGCAUAUGCAUGCGCAGGGCCUGCGUAAUGCGGGGAUUAGCAUUAAGAGUGGGGGCGUCAAGAAUGAUAUCGCGGAGGAGAAUGUCCUCCAGCCGUUGCUGGUUAGUACGAGUGCGAUUGAACUGGCGGCUGAGACGGUCAAGAUGAUUCUGCGUAUUGAUGAUAUUGCGCUGUCGAGGUAGAGGGGUGGUAUGUGGGGAUGAUGAGGGUGGUGAUGGAAUAGCUGAUAGACUAAAAUUAUGAGUAAUGACAUACUGGCU